Messenger RNA from Fusarium vanettenii 77-13-4, 3447 nucleotides. RefSeq lists its product as uncharacterized. The transcript is spliced from 4 exons. The record is from RefSeq and is a predicted model, not a curated record. Bases 1 to 3447 code for a protein of 1148 amino acids. Lineage: Eukaryota; Fungi; Ascomycota; Sordariomycetes; Hypocreales; Nectriaceae.
AUGGCGCUCCCAAAGGCAUGUUUCCAAGUCGCCACCCGUCCUCAAAAAGCGUCAAGGAAUUCACCUCCUUCCAAGGGUCCCUCGCCAGCCCUGCCGCGACAGAUUCCUGGCGCAACUACGAGACCAAAAUCGCCGGCUUCGGCCCCGACAGACAACCCGUCGCCCGAUACCAACGGUACAACUAAUGGCCAAGCUGUGCCCUCAAACGGUUCUGCUACUCAACGAAGACCCUCGCGCUCGAAUUCUGUAGAUAAACCAAGUCCGGUUGGAACUCCGCCGCACCGUCGCAAUUCAUGGUUCUCCAAUAUUUCUGCAAAGUUCUCCUCCAGCUCUCCUCCCGCCAACCCACCAACACCGGCUUCAAUACCAGAGACACCCAGUCCAAUCUCCGAUCCCGCUCCUCCCAAACUCUCGCAUACAAAGAAUGCUGUCCUGCAACAUGCCUCUAAACCCGAAGGUGACGGUCCUUAUAUACCAGCCCCGCCAAAGAGUGGUCAAGCCGGCUUCCUGGGUGUGUUUAGACGUCUAUCCUCGUCCUCUAGCGGUGCACUCUCGCCUGGCGGAAAGUUAGGACACGGUUUGGUCGACAGGGUGGUUUUGAAUGUGGACCAGAACCGGGAGCGAUGUCCUAUAUCCGAACUCCAUUGCGCCAAAUUGCGAAGGGUGGCUUUUUGCGUCGACGUCGAAAUUGCGCCAAUGCCUCGGUACGUCGAGGGCGAAACUGCGCAGCCUAACAAUGUCGACAAGGUGCAAAAGAAGAAGAUGACAGAAAAGGGUGAAGGGGAGGCCCUCAAAAACCCAAAGGCUGUAGAGGAACAGAAGGAGACCAAUGGAGCAAACGAGACCGCCAACGACAGCACGGCCCUGGCAUCCGAGAAGAAGGAAGAGAACACUAAGAAAAAGGAGAAGAAAAAGAAGAGCGAGGAGGAACGCAAGGCCAGGAAGGAAAAGAAGCGCAAGCUCGCAGAGGCCAAUGGAUCAAUCCCCAUGGAAAUCCGUUAUGACAGUAGCGACUCUUCCACCAACACCAACACCAACACCAAGACGCCUCCGGUUGUCAAGGCUCCUAAGACGACGUCUUACCCAACUACUAACCCUGUUCGCAUCUACCGAAGAUGCUGUCAGCUACGCGAGACGCCGAUUCUUAAGAAGAUCACUGAACAGCUCAACGACUCGUCCAAUUACUCGUCCUCGACUGGCGUGGUGAACAAGCUCGAUCUAACCAACUACUGGCUCCAGCUACCGGAUCUGAUCACCCUUGGAGAUUAUCUAGCCGUUGUACCUGUUCGGGAAGUGUUGUUGGAGAACAGUGGGCUAAGCGACGAGGGUGUACGAGUCAUCCUGGCCGGCCUCCUUGCCGCAAAGCGCAGCGUCUCGAAACGAGGGAAACCCAAGCACGACCUCGAGGACCAGGGCGGUGUUGUGGAACGACUUGUAUUAAGAAACAACAAGAUCGGUCCUGAUGGGUGGAAGCAUCUGUCUCUCUUCACUUACCUCUGUCGACCCCUUAAAUUCCUUGACCUCUCCCAGAUUCAAUUCCCUCGCCAACCUCAGAUGCAGCAGAAUGGUUCACUGCCCAAUGGCGUUCAGAUCCCCCGAGGUAUAUCAGACAUUUUUGCCAAGGCGCUUGGGGAACGUCUUGGCGGCUCAGUUCUCGAAUUGGUCAACCUGAGCGAGACUGGUCUGAGCAUGGAGCAACUGGGGACAAUUAUCGACGGACUAAUAAAGUGUGGUGUUCGCCGGCUAGGUGUAUCACACAACCAGAUCGAUGAGGAAGGUGUGCGGCACAUCAUCAAGUUCCUCGCUGCCGGUAACUGUGAGGGUCUAGAUCUUGGCGGAAACGAUCUCAGCGAGCACACCGAGGCCCUAGCAGCGGCCAUCAACAAUGAUCAAUCGACAUUAUGGGCGAUGAGUCUGGCUGAUUGCAACCUGUCGCCGUCAUCUCUCUGCAAGAUUCUUCCGACCAUGGCCAAGUUGACUGGCCUUCGCUUCAUCGAUCUGUCGCAGAAUCCGGCGUUGUUCCAGUCAACUCCCAGCGCCGUUGGCCUGCUCAGAAGAUAUCUGCCCAAGAUGAAGGCCCUGAAGCGCAUUCAUCUCGAGGAUGUUCAGAUGACACCAGAGCAGGCGAUUGCCCUGGUUGAAGUCCUGCCCGAAGUCAAGGCCCUUGCACACAUUAACAUUACCAACAACACCGAGAUAAUGAAGCUGGCCGACGCGAGGACUGAGGAGGCCCAAGAGGAGGCCUGCGCUUUAUAUGCCUCCCUACUUGCAGCGGCUCGCGUGUCCAAGAGCCUCAUCUGCGUGGACAUUGAAGUUCCAAGCGACCGGUCUGGAGAAAUCGUCAAGGCAAUGGCGAAACAGGUCGUUGCCUACUGCCUGCGAAACAUGGAACGAAUCCCUGACGCCGAUAUCAAUGCGGCUCUUGCUUCAACUUUGGCUGAGAAUGGUCUCGAGGGGCAUGAUCACAAGCACCAUAAUUAUCCCGAUGUCCUUGCGCAUCUUGUCGGACACGACGUGCUAGAUCAGGAUGAGGAUAUCGACAUCGAUGGUUCGGCGCCCGACGAGGAUUAUGUUAUUGGAGGCACCGGCGUGGUCAAGGCGUUGACCUGUUGCUUGAAGAACCGGGGUGAUGAGUCCCGGAGACAGUCGGGCGAGUUCAUUCGUGAGGUCGAGAACGGUGAAUCGAGGCCCGCGCCAACACUAUCAACAGGAGGAAAGGCGAAGGACAUGUCGAAGCAUUUGUUGAUGGGAGCUCGCAAGAUCCGGCUCCGUCUCCAGCCAGCACUGAUCAAAGCCAGGGCCAACCCUGGUGAUCAGGACAACCUGCGUAGGUUGACCUUCUUGGACGAUACCUUGCAGGGUAUCAUCAAGCGUUUCGAGGACGAGUAUCCAGAUACACGCGAAGAGCCUAUCAAGCCAGCUCGACCACGGGCCGAAACCAAGGGAGCAGUGGAGGCUCCAAUUGUACUCCCACCAGAGGAUCCCUCUUUGGCUCUUUCAGAUAACGAGGAUGAUUCCGAGCUCAAUGCGGCCGGAGCACUGUCAAGGUCGAACUCGAUGGCCAAAACAUUGGCAGAGGAAGAGGGUCGGAUCCUCCGGGCCGGUCAUCGGUUCCGUGUUGGCUUCUUCAAGCAGGAGCAGAUGGACCUGUUCAGCACGAUCGACGACAUCAGUUCUGACCCGAAGCACGUUCGGAUGCUCUCGGAACUUGCGGAGGAUAUUGGCGGAGAGCUUUAUGAGAUUGUCAAGGAGAAGGGUCCUGUGAGGGCAUUCAAAGAGCAUCGUGAUAUUGCGCUCAAGAGCAUGGAAGAGAGUGAUCCGGAGCAUUGGGAGCACUUUGCCGAGGCACAGCACAAGGCUGCUGCUAACAUCACUGUUCCCAAGAACACGGAGGCUCUCAACAAAGCUGACGAGAGCGCAAUCGAUGAGAGCGCGAUCGUCGACUGA